Molecule: messenger RNA, 1244 nt
Organism: Ichthyophthirius multifiliis
Lineage: Eukaryota; Ciliophora; Oligohymenophorea; Hymenostomatida
Exons: 1
Source: RefSeq, a predicted model, not a curated record
AAAUCUAACAGUAAUAGAAUAAAAAGUAGGAAUAGGAAUAACAAAAGUAAAAAAAAAAAGAAUAAGAAUAGUAAUAUAAAUAGAUAUAAUAGUAAUAAUAAUAGUAUUAAUAAUAGAAAAUGUAGUAAAAUUAAUGUAAAAAAAAAUAAUAAUAGUUAUAGGAAUAGGAAUAGGGAUAGGGAUAGGAAUAGGAAUAGGGAUAGGAAUAGGGAUAGGAAUAUGAAUAUGAAUAUGAAUAUAAAUAUAAAUAGGAUAAGGAAUAGUAAUAGUAAUAAUAAAAAUAAAAGUAAUAGUAUAAUGAUUAGGAAUAGCAAUAGUAUUAUUAAAAUUAAUAAUAAUAAAAGUAAUAAUAAUAUAAGGAAUAAUAAUAGCAUAAACAAUAACAAUAAUAAUAGAAAUAGUAAAAACAAAUAUUACAAUUGUAAUAGUAUAAGGAAAAGGAAUAUCAAUAGUAAUUUUUAUAAAAAUAGGAAUAAUUAUAGCAAUAAUCAUACUAAAUGUAAAAGAAAAAGGAUUAAGAAUAACAAUAAAUAUAAUAAUUUUAAUAUAAUUAAAAAUAAGAAUAACAAUAAAAAUAGCUAAAAUAAUAGUAAUAGUAAUAAAAAUAGUAAUAGGAAUAGAAAUAAGAAUAGGAAUAAGAAUAUGAAUAGUAAUAGAAAUAAGAUUAGCUACAGUAAUAGUAAAAUUAAAAUUUAUAGUAUAAAGAAUAUGAUUAACAAAAUUAAUCAAAAUAAUCAUAAUAAAAAUAGUAAUAGUAAUAAGAUUAAGAAUAGUAAUAGAAGUAAAAUAAGAAUUGGAGUAGUAAUAGUAAUAGGAAUAAUAAUAAAAAUAAGAAUAAAAUAAGAGUAAGAGUAAGAAUAAGAAUAAGUAUAAGAAUAAGUAUAAGUAUAAGAAUUCGAAUAAGAAUAAGAAUAAGAAUAAGAAUAAGAAUAAGAAUAAGAAUAAGAAUAAGAAUAAGAAUAAGAAUAAGAAUAAGAAUAAGAAUAAGAAUAAGAAUAAGAAUAAGAAUAAGAAUAAGAAUAAGAAUAAGAAUAAGAAUAAGAAUAAGAAUAAGAAUAAGAAUAAGAAUAAGAAUAAGAAUAAGAAUAAGAAUAAGAAUAAGAAUAAGAAUAAGAAUAAUUAUACUAAUAAUACUAAUAAUAAUAAUAAUAAUAAUAAUAAUAAUAAUAAUAAUAAUUACAAAAAUAUUAAAAAAAAUAAAAAAAUAAAAACUAUGUUAAAAUAUAAGGUAAAAACAAAUUUGA